GGGCGGAGUUUAGUUGAAGAUCGAAUUCGGAUUCGGUUGGCGGGCGCGGCCAUCUUGGUGAAUAAGUGAUCAGGCGAUUCAGUUUUAGUUAGUGAAAAAUCAUUAGUCAUCCACAAUGUCGGAAAGGGAAGAUAAUGUGUACAAAGCUAAACUAGCCGAGCAGGCUGAGCGUUACGAUGAAAUGGUCGAGGCCAUGAAGAAUGUGGCUUCACGCAACAUCUCUGACAAUGAAUUAACAGUUGAGGAGAGGAACCUCCUGUCUGUAGCGUACAAAAACGUGAUUGGUGCUCGUCGGGCUUCAUGGAGAAUAAUUUCCUCAAUCGAACAGAAGGAAGAAACCAAGGGAGCAGAAGACAAACUUAACAUGAUCAGAGCAUAUCGUAGUCAAGUUGAGAAAGAAUUGAGGGAUAUCUGUUCCGACAUUCUCAGUGUACUAGACAAACACCUCAUCCCCAGCUCUCAGACUGGAGAAUCUAAAGUUUUCUAUUACAAAAUGAAAGGUGACUACCACCGAUACCUUGCGGAGUUCGCGACGGGCAAUGACCGUAAGGAAGCAGCCGAAAACUCACUGGUCGCCUACAAGGCGGCUUCGGACAUAGCCAUGACUGAACUUCCACCUACCCACCCCAUUCGUCUCGGACUGGCACUUAACUUCUCAGUGUUCUACUACGAAAUCCUGAACAGCCCGGACCGCGCGUGCCGGCUCGCGAAGGCGGCGUUCGACGACGCAAUCGCGGAGCUCGACACGCUGUCCGAAGAGAGCUACAAGGACUCCACCCUUAUCAUGCAGCUGCUGCGGGACAACCUCACCCUGUGGACGUCCGAUAUGCAGGGUGACGGAGAGUCGGGUGAGGCUGAACAGAAAGAACCAGCGCAGGAUGUCGAAGAUCAGGACGUGUCGUAAUACUUUUAAACGUUCUAUUUUAAAUAUUAUAAAAAUUAAAUAUAAUAUCAUGUAAGACCCAGCCCCUAAUGACAACUGGUUGUUAAAUUAUUAUUCUCAAAAACUUGUUUCCGAGACGUUUCUUACUCAUUACAAAAACACUUUCGAUUGGCAGUUAUAAAAUCUUUCGCCAUUUAUCGUUUGGGUAUUGGAUCAAAUCUUCGAGGAGAGAAUAUACUUCAAAAUAAUACGUCUUUUGAUAUAAUAAAUGUUGCGUUUAACAUUGAGUAAAUUAUAUUUAAAUCGAUUACUUCGGUAUCGCAUUUUAACUGUAUGUUCUAAGGAUGUAUUUUCCUGACGGUUGCGUCGUGUCGAUCUCUAACGUUGAGCUUCUCCCGUGGACGGCCCGCCCGUCCACCCCCUCUAUAUUAUGAUAGUGAACGCUAAUAGAUUUUCCAUCUUUCGACACCUGAAUAUUCCGAGGUGGAAUUGUAAAUUUUCUAAGUAUUUUAUACUGUAAAAUGAAUGUUCUCGAUUCUGUCGUACGUCGGCCGCCGCCCUAGCGCCCGGUCGACGUCGCUAUACUCGUAUACACUGUAGUGAGUGUAUGUAUCUCGUGAAUGUAAUAGAUAUUAUUUAUCCAUCGCUUAUCGGCGAAUUCGUUUUGCACAAAUAGUCGUUUUACGUGGACGUCCGACGUCGCCGAGUCGACGCCGACUCACCUUACGUGCGCAGUUAUUUUAGGAUCCGUUUCCGUGAGCCCAGUCGAUGUGUUACGAGAUCAUGUCAUCAAGAUUGUGAACGGCAACGUCGUCGUUAACUUUUUCGGUAGUCCUUCACAACUGAGCUAACUGUUAUACGGGGUGUCGACUGGUUUCAUGCGAAUUCUUUGUAUCUGCUAGUUACUUACCGUAGCGUUUAUGCUCGUGCGUCGCCCAAGUUAUACUAGAUCGAUCGCAUGUGUCGCCGCAUGCGAGUGCCGCCCCGACGCGUGCGGGCAGCGUGGGCGGGGCGCGAGCGUGGUGGUGCGAGUGCGAGCGUCCGCCGCGCCUACCGUGUAGCGCCGCGGCGCUCGAGCGAGUCGGAGCGCGCUUCCUUCGUAUUAUAUAAUUUUGGAGUAUUCACACUGAAUUGCUUUAAUUACUUACGAGUAUUGUGAUAGAUUUUGUAUAUUAUAAUUUAUUUUUUAAUUUCGCAUGUCUGCUAAAAUAUCGCUGUAGCGCUACGUCUGUUUUAUUCUCGCAAGAUAACACGGUAGGUCUAAAGUUGUGGUAGGUUAAGGUUCCGGGCCGAGUUAAUCGUUUAGCUGCAGCGCUCUAUGUGCGAACACAUUCCAUGUUCCAUCGCUGGCCGACGGCGCGGGCGGCGGCUCGAUCGCGGCGAGCGUCGCGGUGAGCGUGCCCGAGUAAGAUAUUAGCGUUAUUUUAUUUGAAUUUUGUAAUAUUGCAUAUAUUAUUGUUAAUUUAUCCACAAAAUUUACUGAUGCAAUUAGCCUUAGAGUAAUGCAAUAUUGAUUUAUGUCCUACCACCUACAUGGAAAUUUAUUGUAAAUGACAGUGUAAAUCUAAUAAUAAAAAUUUAAAAGUC
Aricia agestis (brown argus) is the source of this 2470-nucleotide messenger RNA. It is a transcript of the gene 14-3-3epsilon, whose product is annotated as 14-3-3 protein epsilon. The transcript has 6 exons. The coding region runs from base 116 to 904 and encodes 262 amino acids. NCBI's taxonomy places the organism in Eukaryota, Metazoa, Arthropoda, Insecta, Lepidoptera, Lycaenidae. Gene Ontology annotation, cellular component: cytoplasm. The record is from RefSeq and is a predicted model, not a curated record. Gene Ontology annotation, biological process: signal transduction.